Messenger RNA from Gadus morhua (Atlantic cod), 1813 nucleotides. It is a transcript of the gene smim18, whose product is annotated as small integral membrane protein 18. Bases 175 to 516 code for a protein of 113 amino acids. The transcript is spliced from 2 exons. Lineage: Eukaryota; Metazoa; Chordata; Actinopteri; Gadiformes; Gadidae. The record is from RefSeq and is a predicted model, not a curated record.
UAGGUUGAGACGCAGAGAGCUGCAAGGAGUGGCAGCGCGAGCCGAAUAGUGCCUGAGAGCGCCUGAGAGCGGGAGGAGUGUGUCGGGGGCGAGCAGAAGAAAAGAGCAAAAGGUGGAGCAAACCAGAGGAGAGAUCAUCCUUUGUGAGAGAGAAGCACCGAUACACAGACCGCCAUGGCCAACAGCACCACCGUUUUCACCAGCACAGCCGCCAACGCCACGGCCCUACCCGGCGGUCUCUCGUGGCCGCCAGGGGUGGCCCUGCUCUCCCGGGUCUCCAUGCAGGUGCAGGAGGUCUACCCCUUCCACGACGGCUGGAACGUGGCCUGCUUCGUCAUCCUGCUGCUCUUCAUCCUCACCGUCAUCUCCCUGGCCGUGCUGGCCGUGCUCUACGAGCUGCUGGACUGUGGCUGCUGUGCCAAGGGCAAGACCCACCAGCAGCUCCGCGAGGAGAGCCCAGCCUCCUGCAGUGGCUGCCACUGCCCGGGCUACGUGUCCCAGACGGAGGUGGUGUAGGGCGAGGGAGAGGUGGAGGCGAGGAGGAGUCGGGGGUAGGGGGGGAAGGGGAGGUGGAGGCGGAUGUAAGGCGGGCCGGAGGCAGGAGCUCUCAACCGUCCAUUACUACAGCAUUCAAGGCCGUCCCCAAAGGACAUAUGAAGCGGUUCGUAGUACACUAAGAGCACGUCGCUGACAUGGGGUGCAGCGCGAUGCAAGCAAAUGGGCAGAUGAGACAGAGACUGUAGUCAAUGGAUAUAAAGAGUUGAUGCCUAUGCAUUGUGCAUGGUAAUUUACAGAUUGUUAUCUCCCUCAGAAGAAAGCUAACGCUGCACCUCUGAACACCAUGUCAUGUCAGACGCAAGCGCAGCCCCAAAGAGCUAUUUUACCUUUACCGUAAUAACAACUAAGAGCCAUCAAAUUGGUGUACAUGAAAUAGAAAAUAUUAAUACAAAGACUCCACCUCGGUUGCUUUAACACAAUGAAUUCAUUUUGUAUUGAUCAACAGCAUUAUUAAACAUCCAUUUCACAGGAUGAUAGAGAACUUUUACCACAUGCUAAACAUUCUUUAGAUUUGGCAAAUCUCCUGUCAAAUGGGAUCAUUGUGUGUGUGUGUGUGUGUGUGUGUGUGUGUGUGUGUGUGUGUGUGUGUGUGUGUGUGUGUGUGUGUGUGUGUGUGUGUGUGUGUGUGUGUGUGUGUGUGUGUGUGUGUGUGUGUGUGUGUUCAGGGCUCCACACUGAAGCCCAUUCUCUUCACUUAUAUGCAACUACAAAUAGAGAUCUGCUCCCAAAAUACAAUUUAGGACGAUUUGUUGUGAUAAAGUAUAUUUUGUACUUUUGUUUAAUUUAUUAUUAUUUACAUUAUUAUAAAGAGACAAAAGUAUUAUAACUUUAGGGAAUGGACCUUGCAGUGGGCAAAUACAUUCAAUGACACAAACAUCUUGUGUGCCCCUUCUUUUCUUCAUGUGCCCCUAACAUUUUGAGACACUACAGAACACCUUGGGAAAAAGUACCCUUAGAGAACCCCUUGUGUGUUUAGGGGAAAUCAUUCAAGUGGCAUCACUCUAUGGACUGUAUUGACAACAACCAUGAACAACAGAAAACAGAAAAAAUAUAUAAUAUAAUUGUCUUAGGUGGAUUUGUUUACUCCAGUAUUCUCAUUAUUGACUUGCCAAUGUGGUAAAUACGUAUUGAUUUGCAUCACUGUGUGCUGGCCAGUGAACCCAUCUGCACAGUGAUGCAAGUAGCUAUAAUCCUUUUAAGCACACUAUGUGUUAAUAUGCCUUAACACAACAUGUCCAAUAAAUGGUAAAAUGAU